AUGUAAUUAUAAUCUGGAUAUGAAUGUCUGUUUUGCAAUAAGGGGAUCUGUGAAGUUUAUUAGAUAGAAUAUUUAUUAGAUUUUUAAGCAUAUUAACUAAUUUGUGGAGAUUUAAAAAUAGUUGAACCUGAUUUAUGUGAUAAUGGAAAUUUAAUAAAUUAUGAUGGAUGA
Molecule: messenger RNA, 171 nt
Organism: Paramecium primaurelia
Lineage: Eukaryota; Ciliophora; Oligohymenophorea; Peniculida; Parameciidae
Source: the annotation of a GenBank genome assembly